Molecule: messenger RNA, 2863 nt
Organism: Rotaria sp. Silwood2
Lineage: Eukaryota; Metazoa; Rotifera; Eurotatoria; Philodinida; Philodinidae
Source: the annotation of a GenBank genome assembly
GAGAACAAAACUAAUCAUAAUAAUCAUAAUCAUAAUCAUAAACAUUGAACAUUCAAGUCGUCGUAUAAAAUUUGAAACUUGAAUUCAACUGAAAUUUCACGUUUCAAGUUUAACCUGUAUGGUUCCUCCAUGAAGGAUAGAAUAGAAAUACUCUUUGUAAUUUAUAAUUGUUUUUUUCUUCUCUUCUUUUGCUGUUGAUACAUCAAAAUAUAUGAGAAGUACGUUUUCAAUUUCUUUUUCCAUCUUUAUCUCUUUUUGCUUAAUACUACGAUCAAUUCAAUAUGUUCUUGGCUUCAAUUCAUUAUUUCAUUUAUUUUUCAUUCAACAACACCACAAAUAAUCAAUAUCAAUUGUAUAAAAUGAUAUCAACACAUAGAUAUCCAUUCUAGGUUAUUCUUUGGGUUUCUUUUGUUUCUGAUAAAAAUCUUCUUAUUUCUUUUCGUUUUCUUCUGUUAGGAUGAGAUGAAAAAUAUUCAUAGGAAUCUAUCAUAAGAUCAAUGUAUCAAUUUGUUUUGCAAUGUUCAUAUUGAAAAUCGUCUAAAUCAAUUAUCUACCUGUAUUUAUCAUUCGACGAAAAAAUGGAUCAAACUUAAUCUUACUUUAUGUUAUUGGUCAUUCCAAAGCUCAAACAUCAACAUUGGCUUCGAUCAGCACUUCUACGUAGUGUACCAUUAUCUAGUAAUUAUUAAGAUUUCAAUCGAGAACGAAUCUCUAUGGGAAUCACUUGUUUAACAACGGUGUAUUCCAAAUGAUAUUAUUGAAUUAUGAAUUAGAAAAUUUUUAUCAUUAUUUUCAUAUGUGGAAGCCCAUCGAUUUGGAAUGACUGAAAACUAUCUCUCAGAAAUUAUAUUGUUGUACCCAUUUGACUUUAUUCAAGAACAAUGUCAGACAUUGAAUGAGGCAUUCGAAGAGUGGAAAAUAAUGAACAUUGGAUCGAUAGGUAUUAUCUGUAUGAUAAUUAUCGUCGAUAUCAUGUGUUUCAAGAAGAAUUCGAUGAAAUUUUAGUCCACUUCAUUAAAAAAAUGAAUCAUCCACAUCUAAUAUCAAUAAAGACGAAAGUCUAUUUCAAUGCUAAACAUCUGUUUUCUCUAAAUACUUUAUCAAAAAACAGAAGAAAAACCAGUUUGCCCACUUUUGAAAUAAAUCAUAUAAAAUUCUAGAAUAAAUAGAUUUCCGUUUGUUUUGAUACAGUGUUCGAUUCGAUAUUUUAUCACCAGAAAAUCAUUUUUGCUUCGUUUUUUUUUCUAUGCUCAUUUGAAAUUCAGUGUCUUCUAAUUCUAUCAUUUGUUUCUUGUUUAUUUCUAGAUAAGAAUGUCGUCGAUGAUCAGUAUGAUUUAUAGAAAGAAAAACUAACGGAUGGAAAUUCUCAAUGAGAAAGAAAUCAAAUAAUGGAACAUUUGCGUUAGUUAACUUGACCGUACAUACCCUAUUGAAAAUUCAAAUGACGUCACUCAUAACUAUCAUUUCAAUAUCACAUCCACAAGAAAAUAGCAAACAGAAGCAAAAAUAUUCUAGAUCCUCAAUAUGGAUCUGAUUCACAAGGGUGUUUAUGAAUAGUAUUGUCAGAAUCCUCGUCCUUGAAUACUGUUCAUUGUCGAAUCUUUUCAUAUCGGAUUGGGUGUACCUAAUACAAUCAAAGAAGAAUGUCAAGGCAAACUGUUGCCGAUUGAAUAAAGCACUCGUAUGAUUUGAAACGAUGGUGAUAAGUAGUAAUAGUGUCACGUCAUUUAUUUCAUUGACUAAAUAUGAAAUGAAUACUUAUAUAAACAUUCACAACAACAAUAACACUAUGAUUUCAAAAUCUCGAAUUCAUUGAUAGAAUGGAAAAGCAGCAUCGAACUGAACAUCUCAAUAUAUUUUAUGAAAUAUCGAACAUUAUUGAUUACAAUAACCAAAACCAACAAGACGAAGACAUGGAAUGAUAGAGACGCAUACUUUUUUUUUUCUUUCAUUUUAUUCUGAAUGAUUUUGUUAAUAUCCUAUCAUACAUUUUCUAUAGCAUACAAAAACAAAACUAAUGCUGAAUACAAACACACCAUAGAAAUACCAGACAUGAUCAAAAUAAUUCUAUGUCUUUUCUUUUUUAUUGUUGUCUAGUUUUCUAGAUUGAUUUUAUUCAUUUGCAAUAUCAAUCCAUCGAAGUAUCAGAUUAUGUUUCAUCAAGAUCAAACAUCAGGUAGGAUCCAUUGCGUUAGACUGUUCUAGUUUUGACUUCAUUUGCAUCUGAUAAAACUCCAGCAUGCACAUAUUUAUCAUGUACAUUACUAGAAUCAUCUUCGCCAUCAAACGGACGAUAUUCAAUUUUACCUUCCUAUCCCACUUCUGACAAUACGAGAGAUGUACAUUUACUAUUGACAAAUGUUCCAUGUAUGAAACCAGAAAUGAAUCUAUGAUUUGAAUAUUUUCUAUUGUUUUUUUUUAUGUUCUGUUUUGUUUUUCUAUGUUCUUCUUCGCAAUGUAGUACAUCAUCUCAAUCAAGAAGAAUUACAACGAAGAUGUACACAAGGAUAUUAUCAAUCCACAUCGAUGAGACCCAUCACUGAUCAUAAACGAAAAAUCUUUUCUUUAAGUCGUUUAUGGAAUGUCAACAGAAAUAUAUUGGAAUUUAACUUUAUGCGACUUAUGCAAUUAGCUCAAAUGUUGGCGACACACCGAAUGCAACGUUUUUCAACACAAUCAAAUCAGGAAUAUCUUCAUGAAGAUGAAUAUUCUUUGGCAUUAGAAUUUUAUCUUCAAAUUGAUGUGGAUCUCUUCUAUAUGAAGACAUGUUCCUAUCGAGGAGCACAAUCUAUCGUAGCAACAAAUGAUAAAAGUUUAUUUUGUCGAAAUGAACCACAAGUUCGCUAUGGAAUAACACCAUGUC